AUGUGUGUGUGUGUGUGUGUGUGUGUGUGUGUGUGCAUGUGUGUGCAUGUGUGUGAAAGAGAGACAAAAGUACAUGUGUGUCUGCUGUUGAAGGAGAGGCUGCUGGAAGUGAUGGCUCUUUUGCGUAAGUACUUGUGCGGAAAGGAGAGUUAGAGGCAGUUGUUCAGCGGGACCCUCAGAGAAUGGCAAACUCCACGGUAUCCUUGGAAACCUUCGACUAAAUGACAAUGGCUGAGGCUAUCUGCUGCACUUUGGUGAACUGUAACUGUGACUGCUUCAAACCUGGGAAGCUGAAGAGGAGGCAGUGUGAAAACUGCAAGCAUGGCUGGGUGGCACACGCCCUGAGCAAGCUGAAGGUGCACCACAUGUUCCAGAGCAGCCAGGUGGAGAUUGUGCACUCCAAUGUAGUGUUCGACAUCUGCAGCCUGAUGCUGUACGGCACCCAAGCCAUCCCGAUCCGCCUGAAAAUCCUCCUAGACCGUCUUUUCUCUGUCCUCAAGCAGGAGGAGGUCAUCCAGAUUCUAAACGCACUCGACUGGACUCUGCAGGACUACAUACGAGGAUACGUGCUCCAGGAUAUUGCCGGGAAGGUGUUGGACCGGUGGGCCAUUAUGACCUUUGAGGAGGAGAUUGUCACACUGCAGCAAUUUCUGCGUUUUGGUGAAACCAAAUCCAUCGUUGAACUCAUGGCUCUGCAGGACAAAGAGGGCCAGGCCGUGUUGGUUCCCAGCACCCGGACCAACUCGGACAUCCGCACCUUCAUUGAGCGCAACACGCCUCGCACUGCUGCCAACCUCUCGCCAUCCAAAGUUGAGAAGAUGAGCGGCAACAGCAUGCACCACUUUGAGAACUUCAUCAACAGCAUGGCCUUUAUGCUUCCAUUCCAGCUGUUAGGCUCUGCGCCGGCACCGUAUUUAGAAUCGCCAUUGCAGCAGCAGCACCAGCAACGUCAACAGCACCAGCAGCCGUGCGGUGCCUUGUUGGAGCAGCACAGUCAAAGGACAGCUGAUCAAGGGAGGAGCCAUCUUGGUGCCGACGACCCUUUCCUUUUUUCACAUUCCUCAGAGGGCAGCCUUUUAGGUUCCAGGUCCAUUUCAUUCACUAACGAUUUAGACCAAAGUAGAGAAAAGACGAUGGAUAACCUCUCCACAAGUGCAAAACUUGAGGCUGAAGACUUCUCUGCCAGUGACAACUAUUCAGAUGGACCAUCCACACCGUGUACACCGUCCAUGAGCUCUGAUGUUCCACAGAUGUCACCUGACGGAAAGUUGAGGUCUCUCGACAGAAACGGAAGCGGCAGUGGAGGGGCCUCAGUGGGUGGAGGCUCUCUGAAGAAGGGCCGUGUAUUUUGCAAUGCUUGCGAGAAGACGUUUUAUGACAAAGGUACGCUAAAAAUCCAUUACAAUGCAGUGCAUCUGAAGAUUAAGCACAAGUGUACAAUCGAGGGCUGCAAUAUGGUGUUCAGCUCACUCAGGAGUCGCAAUCGCCACAGUGCUAACCCCAAUCCUAGACUGCACAUGCCCAUGAACCGAAACAAUCGAGACAAAGACCUGCGAGGCAGCUUGUCUGCUGAUGAGAAUUCUCAAGGAGAGAAGAGGGCUGAAUACGGCAAUCAGAUGUCCAUCUGCUCUACAGAAAGUCACAAGUCGGUGUCCAGCUACAUGGUAAGUCAUGUAGACAGUAGCCCUAAGAUUCACAGCAGCUCAUUCCCCAGUAUUGGCCAGAGUGGCAUCCUCUUUCCUAACUUGAAAACAGUACAGCCAGUCUUGCCUUUCUAUCGGAGCCUGGUCACCCCAGCAGAACUCGCCAACACCCCAGGAACACUCCCCUCUUUACCCAUUUUAUCAUCUUCUGUACCUGUUAAACCCAUCACGGCACCCAAACUCUGUAUGACAGACCCUAUACCAAAGAAAAAGUCUCGGAAGUCAAGUAUGCCAAUAAAAAUUGAGAAAGAGAUGGUUGAGCAAGAUGAGCAGAUAGAUAUGGAGAGUAGCUCUGAGGAUGAGGUUCUUUUACGGGAUGAGGACAAAGACGUCUAUAAUGGAAGCCAAGGAGAUGAGCACAAGUGUCCAAGACAAUCUGAGGAGAAGGUGACAAGAGAAGCUUAUAAUGUUAGAGAAAAGGAAAGGUGCAGCACCAAUCAUCUGAAUGACCAAACUCUAAACCGACACUCAGCAGAGAGAGAAGACAAGCAUGAAGGGUCAAAGCAUCCAGAUACUGGGGUCAUCACCUGUACAUCCUCCACAUUAGAAACCAGGUCAUUAGAAAACCACUGUGAUACCAACUCACUUUGUCAAGAAACCAAUGGCAGUAAAGAGAUGGCAGACAGGGAGCACGUGACCUCACUGCACCUAUCUGACAAAACCUCAGAGCUUAAAUGGAAUGAAGGGGAUCACAAGUUGACCAAUGGGAGUGGCUUUCAGCUCAUAGAAAGGGGAGGACACGAUGGACGUGCAGAUGACUAUGGGGACAAUGAGCUGUCCCAGCCCGACUCUGACACAGACCUUCCACACCACUGUGAGAUCUGCAGUAAGACCUUUAAAAACCCCUAUUGUGUCAAGAUGCACUACCAAAAUGUCCACUUGAAGGAGACGCACAUGUGCACAGUGGACGGAUGCAACGCCACAUUUCCCUCCCGCAGAAGCAGAGACAGACAUAGUGCAAAUCUAAACCUGCACAACAAGCUGUUGACCAAAGACUCACUCACUCCAGCCACCGCCCUCUGCUCCCCCUCAUCACAUUGCAUAGACAGAGACUCUGUGGUCCCAGACCAAGACCAACGAGACAAAGACUCUCCCCAUCGAGACCAGACCAAUCAUACUUCUGUCAUUUUCCGAGGACACAAUCGAAUGGGCCUGGUGUUUCCCAUGAGCAAAACCCCUGCUGCUCCGAGCAGUGCUGAGGUGUCUCCCACACCGGAACCUGAGGAUCUUGAAGGAGGAGACGGUGGUGCAAGUAGGAACGAUGGGACCGUGCUGGACCUGAGCACUUCGACGUCUGGUCCGCAGCGUGACGGCCGCCGCUCUCAGUCGUCCUGGGACUCUGAUGGAGCUGGCAGCGAGGACAGGGAGGCAGCUGAUGACAUUGAGGAGGUGCUUCCCAUCGAGGACAGCGAUGAAAGCUGUGAUGGAGUCGGUACGUUGAUGCCAGGGGCUGAGGAUCUGGAGGACAGGAACCUGGGCUGUGGUGGGGUCGGACACGGUGGGCUCCAGGGAAGUGGAGGCGGAUCUCCGAUUACAUGUCACGUCUGCCAAAAGGUGUACAGCAACAAGGGAACAUUUAGGGCACAUUACAAGACUGUUCACCUGCGUCUGCUCCACAAGUGUAAGGUCCCCGGCUGCGACACGUCCUUCUCCUCUGUGAGAAGCAGAAACCGGCACAGUCAGAACCCCAACUUACACCGGAACCUCUCCGUUAACUCAGGUACCACGAUGGACCAAGAGUAAAGAUGUUGAUUUCAAACGCCAAUGCAUUUUUCAUCCUUUUCUUUUCUUUUGGAAUCACAAAGUGAAAGCCUGCCAAUUGGCACUUUUAUGAAAUAAUACCACAUUCCAUCCAAUUUUGAUAUUUUCAGGAAAAUAAAAAAGAAACAAAAAAGACAAGAAAAAAGUUAAAACAGUCUAGAACCAAUUAGUUGCAUCAAAUGCUAACUGAGUUGUUCUUUUCUGCAAUCAUCUGUCAGUUUUGACGCAUUACCACUAAAUCAGUCAAUGCAUAUAAUUAUUAAUGUCAUCAAUACAUGUGUGUUUACUUUUUACUGUAAGUAAACGAGUCUUGUUGUAAAGUGGCUUUCUUUUUUUUUGCAAUUGUUUUUUCUGAUUCUGCCGGUUCAAAUCUAUUUUUGUUGUUGUUGUCCUAGUAAGAGUUAAAUUAUGAGACUUUAUUAUGCAAGAACAAUUUAAAGCAGUCGUGAAGUAACUCCUACAAAUGUCAGUUUAUUCAUUCAGUCGGUGGAUUUCAGUAAGACUCCUCGUUAAAAGGCUACAGUGUCGUGAGUUUGACCAAUAAGUUAUUGUAAGGUGUUAAAUGAGCGGUCUGUUACUGUUCUGUUAAAUACUACCAAUGUUGACCAAAGAUUUUUUUUCUCAGUUUAAAAUGUAUAGCUUCCCCUUUAUACAUUGUGAGGGAUAUGCAGUAUUAAGGGGCUCACUGUGUCUUUGCUCAUUUCUUUUUCUUUUUUCAAAGCUAAAAUCUUAUUAAUUUUGCUAAAGCAGCARMAAAAAAAAAAAAAAAAAAGAACUGGACUUUGGUUGCAUGUUUUUAAAGAAAUUCGCUCAUUGGACAAUGUUUAAAUGAGGCGCUGUUUUCAUAUUAUUCUGUUUUGAAGUAAGCCGACUGACGGGACAAUCAGCAGAAAGAAGUCGUGUCUGGAUGCUAGAAGCAUGUACUGUGAAUGAGUCAAACACUGAUACAGUUCAUGGUUGAGGGGGGAGCGUUUUGAUCAUAGCAGCCCCACACAUGAGCAACCCUGAAACACAGGACUGCUAAACAAACUGGAUAAUAAACUGUAUAUUCUGUUAAUAAACUCAUUGUUUAAAAAAGAAGCCAAAAAUUUACUGUAUUAAAUAGGAUAUUUUCAUUGCUAACAUUACAUUUGUUCUUUUUAUGUUGAUUUAUUGUUUGUUAAUUUCAAAAACAAGCAGUGUGCUGUACAUUCCUGAUGAUUUCACUGUGGUUUAUUGUUCUGGUUUUGCUCUGUUUUCUUUUUUAUUUUCUCAUUCUGUAUUUAAAUCCAAGGUGUCACAUUAAAAUGUCAUUUGUUUAUUGUUUAGAUUUGUUAAAAAAAAUAAGAGCGAAAGAGCAAAAGUUAAAACUUGUUGAUAAGUGUUUGUUUCUUUUGAAUUAAUGAUACAAUAUUCAUUCCAAUUAAAUAAAAAGCCAUAUGUUUGCAA
Austrofundulus limnaeus is the source of this 4892-nucleotide messenger RNA. RefSeq names its product basonuclin zinc finger protein 1 (gene bnc1). The record is from RefSeq and is a predicted model, not a curated record. Lineage: Eukaryota; Metazoa; Chordata; Actinopteri; Cyprinodontiformes; Rivulidae. The transcript has 5 exons. Gene Ontology annotation, cellular component: nucleus. Bases 222 to 3446 code for a protein of 1074 amino acids. Gene Ontology annotation, biological process: regulation of transcription by RNA polymerase I.